This is a messenger RNA of Cimex lectularius (bed bug), 1862 nucleotides long. RefSeq names its product testis-specific serine/threonine-protein kinase 3-like. The coding region runs from base 394 to 1581 and encodes 395 amino acids. Gene Ontology annotation, biological process: peptidyl-serine phosphorylation; autophagy. Gene Ontology annotation, cellular component: cytoplasm. NCBI's taxonomy places the organism in Eukaryota, Metazoa, Arthropoda, Insecta, Hemiptera, Cimicidae. Gene Ontology annotation, molecular function: protein serine/threonine kinase activity; ATP binding. The transcript has 8 exons. The record is from RefSeq and is a predicted model, not a curated record.
AAAAGCAAAAAUAAAUAAAAGAAGUUACAAAAUUAAAAAUUAUUACAGCAAUCAGAUUUUUUUAAAAAUGUGUUUCAUCACAAUUUACACAAGGGGAACAUGUAAAACAUAAACACCAAAUUAGUGACCCAACAUAGACAGAAGGUCUAGAAUGCAGGAAGCCAUACCUCAUAGACCUUACUGCUAAGGAAGAAGGAAAAUGAAAGUUAUUAAAGACACAGGAGGCUAAAUCAUUUCGUAAUACACACAAUACUUCUUCACACUCACAUAAAAUCAAGAGCAAAGGUGGCAACAGAGAUAGAUCAAAUCUCAAUUCCCUAUAUAAGAUAGGAGAACGCGGUCGAUAGUAUCUAUUUUGUUUUUUUUCUGCUGUGAAUUUAACAUACUAUCAAAAUGAGUGCAAAGUCACCAGUUGAGCACCCUCUGUCAAAAUCUGAUGCUCAGAUUUUGACGAACAGGGGUUACAUAAUUGAGAAUAUUGUCGGAGAGGGAUCAUAUGCCAAGGUGUAUCAAUGCAAGAAAGUCGACAAUGGGAAAACGCACUGGCUUGCCUGCAAGGUGAUAGACGCGGCAAAGGCACCGGCCAAUUUUGCCAAGAAGUUCUUGGCAAGAGAAAUUGAUAUCCUCACCAAAAUAUCCCAUCCUCACAUCAUCCAUUUAUAUAGCAUGCUUCAUAAGGGAAACAAAUUUUUCAUUUUCAUGAGGUUGGCCGAAAAAGGAGACCUUUUAGAGUACAUUCUGAAGAAAAAUCAGGUUGGAGAGGGGAGAGCCAGGUCGUGGACCGCUCAGCUUGCUCUAGCGUUAGAGUAUCUGCAUGAAAUGGGUAUCGUACACAGGGAUAUCAAAACAGAAAAUAUACUCAUCACAGCUAGCUUUAAUGCCAAACUAUCUGACUUUGGAUUUGCUCGAAACAUAUAUCAAAACGGAGUGGAGAAUUUGUGUCAGACACACUGCGGAUCAAUGCCAUAUACAGCACCUGAAGUUCUUCGAGGGCGAAAGUAUGACGCCCGUAAAUCCGACAUGUGGUCUUUAGGUGUGGUGACAUAUGUGAUGCUAAAUAGAAGACUCCCAUUCACCGGCUCUACAAACCAGGAGGCUAUGAUCCAAAGGCAACUGGAAAAACGUGUAAGCUUUGAUACAAAAGAAGCCCACACUUCACAUUACCGUAGUGCAGUCAUGUCACUAUUGGAACCCGAUGUUGGAAAGAGAUUAUCCGCAUCUCAGUUGCUCUCCAGUCCAUGGAUCAUGCAAGAUGACAGGCUCAUACUUAGGACGAAGCAAGAAAAAGAAGCACUGGCAAAAGCACGAAUAAUUAAGGAGAAAUCUAUGGUCCAGCACAAACCGGUAGAAGAAGAGGAGAACAUAGUGGCAUUGCACAGGUCCCUGAUGGAACAAGCAGCAACCGCUGCCAUGCAAAUGAGAGCAGGCCAGAAUGCAGCGGGUGUCUCCGUAUUGAGACCUGAAGCUAUAUCGUCGUACACCUCGAUCAGGAGAGACGUUGACCAUCUGGAAGAUGCAACGUCUGGUGUCAGGGUGGUCAGGAAACCCCAGCAAAUUUCUUCAUCAAGGAUGAAGAAGUAGUUUACAUUUCGAAGAGUUAUUUGAACAAAAAAUGGCAUAAAAUUUAAUACAUCUUCAAACAUAUCCAGUUGGAUCAAUCCACUACUAGCCAUGGGUAAACCUGGGAACAGAUCUCCAGUUGAAACAGAGUAUACCCCAUGCUGAGCAGUCUAUGCAGUACUAAAGACCGAAAAUAUUUCUUAAAGUUUGCUUUUUAUGAUCCCCAACCUUCCACUAGACAGUUUAUUUUGACAAAACCUUCCUCUUGAACUACAAAAAUAAAAAGUACAUACUAAGAGAAA